Arctia plantaginis is the source of this 1482-nucleotide messenger RNA. The record is from the annotation of a GenBank genome assembly. NCBI's taxonomy places the organism in Eukaryota, Metazoa, Arthropoda, Insecta, Lepidoptera, Erebidae.
AUGUUGAGCAAGACGUUUCGCAAAGACAAUCCUGAUGAUGAUGGCACAGCCCUCGUGCUUCUGUGCACAGUGCUGUUUCAAGAGCGAGCUGGCAAAGCUCUGACCCAGAAGCUGAACCCGGCAUGGCAAGACAAGAUACUCCAAACUAUUGCCUCUUCCAACGGGUGGGUGCGGUACAGGGUCGGCAGAGCGGCGCUGCGUUAUGGUCACCAUAGUUUGGCGGCAUCUAUUCUAAAACGUUUGUCUGAAGAGGCACCAAGCGAAGCAGCUCAAAGGUGGCUGAUGGCUUUGUACCGCGCAGCCGCUGCCGACGCUAAACUUGUGCAAGAAGGUAUAACCGGGCUGGAGGAGGCGAGCGCGGGCUGGGAGGUGUGCUCGGGCUGGGGCGGCGCGGGGGGCGCGGGCGGCGCGGCGCCGGGGGGCUGCGCGGCGGGCUGCGGGGGGUGCGGCGCGUGCUCGGCGCUGGCGCCCGCCUGGAUGCGCGCGCGCGCACACGCGCUGGCCGCGCUGGCGCGCACGCUGCACGCCGCGCGCGCGCUCUGCACGCAGCCGCCGCCCGCCAUCGCGCACACCUACGCACAGAGCACGCGCGACGUGUCGCUGAAGGCGGGCGCGUUCGCCACGGCGCUGCGCAAGGCGGCGCGGGCGGUGGGGGGGGCGGCGCAGCGCUACGGCGCCAUCGCCAAGACCGCCUUCCACGCUGACGACGCCACGCUGCGACACCUGCACAUCUCUCAAUAUACCUACGCCCAGCUGGCACAAUUUCUGGAUCGCAUCACCUCCAAUCAGCAGGAACGUCCACCAGAGCUGGACAACGUGGACUUGAAACCGACUUCCCUGGAGGAGAUGAUCGCUCUGUCACCCAGCACCGCGCUUGCGGACAUCUCUACCAAACUUUUUGAUAAUCCUACCACUGGACCUGGUAUCACGCAUAGGCACGCGGAAGCGGUGAUAGGUGCGGUGCGCGCGCUGUGCGUGGGCGCGGUGUGGCCGCGCGGCGCGUGCGCGGGGCGCGGGGGCGGGGCGCUGUGCCGCGUGUCGCUGAGCCCGGCGUGGCCGCCCGCGCCGCCCGACCACGCCGCCACGCUGCCGCUCAGCCACCGCCUCGCGCUCAAGCUGGAGGGCGUCGUGCUGCCGCCCGUGCCGCUCAGCAAGCGUCAGCGUCAACGUCAAGUGAAAGGCGUUCAAAUCACCGUGACCGCCACACCACACCCUCGCAGCAAUGAGAAGACAGUAGAGCUGACAAACAUCCAGCCGGUGCUGACGGCCGUGCAGACCGUGACGCCGGUGCGCGACUACUUCUCGGCGCAGCAGCUCGUGUCGGUGAACACUCCUGGGCUCUACACGGUGGCAGUGGAGGCCGGCUUCGUCGACGAGAAGGGGGAGUUAUGGAACACUGGGCCCAGGACUAGCAUCGUUAUAAAGGCUCACGAAGACCCAUCUACGAAGGGCAGUACACAGGUGUCACGCAGCAGAUUUUAA